Molecule: messenger RNA, 7460 nt
Organism: Dicentrarchus labrax (European seabass)
Lineage: Eukaryota; Metazoa; Chordata; Actinopteri; Moronidae
Gene: lurap1
Product: leucine rich adaptor protein 1
Exons: 2
Coding region: 452-1555 (367 amino acids)
Biological process (GO): positive regulation of canonical NF-kappaB signal transduction; positive regulation of cytokine production
Source: RefSeq, a predicted model, not a curated record
CACUCUGCGGCUGCUGGUCGCUGUCAUCAUGCAGGUGGAAUCUGCGCAAUGUGGCUCAGUUUAGGGAUCUCCAUCAGGACACACUAGCCUCCACCGGCCCACAGACACACCGGACACCGGAGAUCACACAGGGGAGGAAGCAAUCACCAACCCACGGGAAAUAAACUAAUAAAUUAGAAGAAUUUUUUGUCUUGGCUUCACUAAUUUGACACCAGAUGAAAAUACAAAAUUCCUCUAAGCAUGCUGCUGGAAUAACCACACGCUGUCCUGUUGAUGCUGUCAGAUUGUUUUGCUCUCCUGGUGCAGUCUAACUCAGCUGGAGUCGCAUAUGAUGCCACACAAUCCUAUAGGAAGUGACUCUCGCAGCUUGACAGACAAACAGUUCCCAAGAAACGAAAAGGACGCAAUCUUUGUCCUGCGGUUCUUUUCGGCUUGACCGAACACGGACACGAUGGAUGAAGGCACUGCCAGCGAUACCAUCCCAGAUCUGAAAGACAUAGAGGUGAAAAUCGGCCGGAAGACCCCCGAGGGUUUGCUCAGGUGGAUGCGGGAAGAUGCGUCCUCUCUCCGGGGAGACGCCAAGCUGAGCGCCGCGAACGACACCAGUAAGGAGACGGGGAGAAAGAGUUUGGAUGAAAAGAUCAGGAAAUUGAAGAUGGAGAUGGCUCACUUGCGCUCAGUGGAUGUGAAGAUCUUGCAGCAGUUGCUGGCUGUCCAUGAAGGCAUCGAGGCAGUAAAGUGGUUGCUGGAAGAGCGCAGCACCCUGACAAGCCACUGCAGCAGCCUAACCAGCAGCCAGUACAGCCUGGGUGAGGGACCCGACACCUCUUGGAGAGGCUCCUGGAGCAGCCUGCAGGACCCCAAUGACAAGCUAGACAACAUCUCAAUCGGCAGCUACCUGGACACCCUGGCAGAUGACAUGGACGAGUACUGCCCCUCCAGCUCGGAGUCAGUCAUCUGCUCCAUCACACCGCUGGUCUCAGAGGCUACAGCUGGGGGCCGGACAGGGGGAGGCACCGGGGCUACGGUCACGGCAGCUGGGACAGGAGCUGGGGUAGGGGUGAGGUCUGGUAAUGGGGCUGGAAGUGGUAUUCGGUCUGGGGCAAAUGAAAAUGGAACUGGGGUUGGAAAUGGGAUGGAGGUGAAAGGUGGACAUGGGACUGGGGUCACCAGUGCUGUCACUGGGACUGGGAGUGCUGGGACUGGAACUGGGAAACCAGCUGUCAGCUCUUCUCAAGCCAAGUCUGAUUGCCCCAAGCAAGAUGUCUGGACCUCAGCUGCAGAGAUGGGUAAAGGAAGCCCUGUUUCUAAGGGCAACACCCAGACACAAGCUGUUAAGGUUAAUGGCGUCCUGGAGAAACCAACCAUGCAAACAGGCAGCCCGACUCGCCCCAGCCUCAACGAGAAACUGGGAACCAGCCAGAGCCCCAAACUUAAACCCUACAAAAAUGGAAAGAUCGACUUGGAUACUUGCAAAAUGAGUGGCAAAAUGCAUCUGGAGUACGACGCGCACUGGCGGUGGGUGCAGUCGCAAGAAGAUGUGACGUUUUUGUAAGAAGGAUAAUAACAUAGGGGACUAAAGCCACUAUUGAACACUCCCUCUGUAACAUCAAAGACCAGAUCACUGAAGGACAGAAGAAGAGCGAACUGCUGUAGUGAAAUGCACAUAGUGAAGCUUUCCUUGUUGAACGACACUGGGUUUGAAAGACAAACAGUAACUGUUUUUGUCCUGUUGUUCCCCCCUGUGACUGCACUAACUUUCUAUAAAACAUUGAUGUCAGUAUUAAGGUGGAUGCACAUUACAGGAUUUUGACCACAUUUAGCCAAACUGGGCUGCCUCAAACAAACUUAGGAAAAUCAUUUUUAAAAUCCUGUGUCAUAGUUUUUCUCAGGGUCUUUCUUGGCAUUCCCUGAUUUUUUUCUCUUUUCUUUUGUUUUCUUUUCUAAAGCACAGUGAGACGAUCUGUCGGAGAGCUGAAACACGAUUUCAGAUUGCUUGACAUCGUUCAUCAACCAAUGUAAAUUAGAGGAUUUUAACUUACACUAAAUCCAUAAUUAAAACCCAAGGUCACAAUUAAGACCCCUUAAAGAAUAUCUGCUCUGGGAUCUUCUUAAUUACUUCAUUUGUCCUAUGCUAGGCACUCUACAAUCAUCCCCACCUUUAACUCCGCUAGUAACAGCACUGAUAGAGCCUAUUGUACUGCAUUUAGUAGAAAGACCAAAGUUUUCCCCUAUCAACCCACAUAUUAAAUUUAUUGUAUAACCCCUGUUGACUUAGACAACUGAAUGCUUAAUGGUUAGAGACAGUAUUAAACAUAAGUAUUAAACACCUUUUGAUAAAAUCUGUAAGUGUGUUUCUCCCCAAACUCGUAGCUUACCUGAACAAAAAGUAGAGGAUACGAAAAUAGAAGACAGAACACUGAGGUUAGUCAAAGUUUCCCUCGUUGAGAAAUAAUGUACCCACUUUUAGCAUUUGUGUCUUUGUGGAACUAAUACCCAACCAUUUGCAAUAUUGUAUAUUCACUGAAUCGCAAUACAGCUACUCUGUGCAUCAGGUACUAGUCGUGACUGGUUGUAGGCAAAUACUGAAUAUGGCUCAAAUUUUCUCCCUUUUUUUAACCAAUGUGGUAACAUGUGUUAGUUUUUAUAAGCAGAUGUUGUGCCUGAUUGGUGUAAACCUUAACUACAUAUGCCUGUACUUUCCCUCCUGAUACGACUGCACUGUUGUUAUGAUAAUCUGAGUUUUUUGACUGAUUUUAUUUGUAUUAUUGUUGUCUCUCUGCCUGGCCUCUGCUUGCGUGUACAAAUGGCUAGACCAACAAUCUGUGUGCUCUCGCCAUGUGAGUGUUGACUGGUAAAUGUGUUAUGUUGGCUGGGUGGAUCAUUGUGCAUGCCCUGUGCUGCAAGCUUUAUUGGUUAAAUUGUGAGAAAUGCGUGGAAGACCAAACACAAUCAGAGAAGAAAAGCAAUAUCUCUUGAAGCCUUUCUACUGGCUUACAUAAGCAGCCUCUUUCAGCAAAUGAAAUCUAAUAUUAUUGUCUGUUCUUCAGGAGUUUCCAAGACUACUGACAGGGAGAGGAUGAGUGUGUGUGUGUAUGUUUGUGUGUGUGUGUGUGUGUGUGUGUGUGUGUGUGUGUGUGUGUGUGUGUGUGUGUGUGUGUGUGUGUGAGAGAGAGAGAGAGAGAGAGAGAGAGAGAGAGAGAGAGACAGAUGCCGACUGGCUGCCUGAGCACAGCUGGCCUGUCAAGGUUUGGAUAAGAAUAGAUGAGUCCCAAAGGUUUUCAAGAGUUUUCAGCUCAUUCAUCACAGCGGUACUCCACCUCCUACCAGUCUGCAGUUAGUCAUGUUGAUGCUGCAGGGAUAGUGCAACACAUUUUACAUAAUCAGUACAAAAGUAUUCAUCCUACAGUAUACUUUGUGACAAAAAGAAAGCUCCUCAUAAAAUGUUUGGCUUACCCUCUGUCCUCCCUUAUAUGACCUUCUGAAAAAACCGACAUUUGACUCAAUGUUAAGUAACACUGUGCCCUUCUGUACCCCUGUCAAAUCACUGCAGGGCUCAAAUUCUAAAAACGUCCUUUUAAAAAUGGGUAUGUUUGAAACUUUUCAAAACUAGUGCAUUUGAGUUUUGAUAGCGCUACCAAUACUAUUGACAUUUUCAGUAUUUGUUAUGCUCACAUUUCAGCCAGCAUUAAAAAAGUAUAAGGUUCAAUACCCAGCUGUUUCUCUUAGCCUCCUAAAAGUGCGGGGCCUAGUUUUUCAUACGUUUUAUGCACUGUAAGGGCACAGUCACACGCUCGCAAAUUCACCUCUUUACUUCACUUGGAGUUUAGUGAACCAAUAUCAACCAAUAUCAAAGAAGGACCGUAUGUGUUUGCCUUGGCCAUAACAAAGAUAAUUUUUUCCAAGUGUAUUAGAAACCACCCAACUGACAGUGUGCUAAGCCCCAACCUCCUUGUUGCUACACCUGUUGUUGUUUUCGCAUGGCACAUAUGCAGUUAAUAACGGUAACAUAGCCGAUUUACAACUUUUUUUAAACAAUGGGUCCUUGUUUUCAUGAAGAGGUAGACAGAACCUUCUCAUUUCAAGCCAGCAACCGCUGACUUUGCCAUCUAAAAUGACAGUGUAAGCCGUACUGUAGCUAGCGAUAAUCGAGCUAACCUUACCUUCAUGAGUUGGUUAAAAACAUGUUUAAAAGAAGAAUAUUGUAAAAUGGGCUUUCAGCAUCAUGAGAGAAAAGGCUUUGAGGAUUAAUCGAUGGUUUGGCAAACAUAAUCUGCUAUCAGGUCACAUUAGCUAGAGUUGCUGGAGUGUAAACUUCUCCAAAUCCCAUAAAGUGAUUGAGUUUGGAAUGGUUUAAACACACUGUUUAAUCCACCUCUACACAUAUUACUCUCACUACAGCCCUGUUUACACCGCUUAAACACAUGGAGAAAUCCUUAGCUUGACAGACUUGUCGUUCAGGAGAUAGUUUCAGCAAACUGUCAAUCAAUGGACCGUGGCUCUUUCACUCUAUGUAAAGAGUUACUGUUAACUGCUUGUUUUAAUAUAUAAUGCAACUAGUUGUUAUGCCAUUAACUUGAGGUCAGCCAGUCCAGUCAAUCAGUUCACUUUCUGCUAGGUCUCCCUGUAAAUAAAUCCUUUAUAGGCAGCACUGAGAUGUUAAACUCAGCAUCUCCAUUUGUUUGAGCCACUGAAGUGUUUCCUCUCUCCUACUCCUGCCUUUCUUUUCAUCCUACUUUCCACCACCACACUGGUUCGAUGGAAAUAUUCAGUCUGUGCCAACACACACAUCAUGCACACACAAUGCCCUCUCGCCUGAGACAGCACCAUAAAGCCAGCACCACAGAAACAGCGACUGUAGGCCAGUCCUGGAGACAGGAAAGGAAAACUGUGCUCAGACUGGACCUUGAACUCUUGGACGAGUUGGAACAUAAAAAAUCUGUCCCCCUGUUUUUCUUUCCCUCUAAAUCUCUUUUAAUACAAAAAAAGAGCAUCCAUCCAUCACUGGAUAAGUAUUUCAACCAUGGUAUAUUAUCCAGCCACAGUAUAGACAUGAAGUCAUUUAAAACCUCCUUCCCUUUUUAACAUAUGUGUUGGCUGUAAAGCAAUACAGCAUGCCAAAGAGACAGCCUGCUCUACUAGUUUGUGGUUUUCUUUCCAAAUUACCGAGCCAUAUGGGGGAAAAAAAUACAUUUUAGUGCAGGGAACAAACCUGUAAAACACAUUACAUCAAGCUAUAGUGUGUCUCUCUGAAGCUAUACUGUAGCCCAAGAUGUUGUAAUGUGUUUUCACUGGGAACAUCCAGUUUAAAUUUGGAAUAUGAACAUUGUUUUAAACCGCUCACUGGCAGAGAUUUAAUGGAUGUAGGUGCCAGGAGAAAUGGCUUGUGGCCUCAUUGUUUUUGAAAGAGGGAUAAUAACUGCUGUGUGCAUGGAUAAGAAUGGAAGUGUGACUAACUGGCAAGCUUGUGGAAAAUACCUUUCAGUCAAAGCUGAAAGCUUCUCCUCACUUUCCAGAAUUUUCAGAGGGUAUGGAUUCAAAAACAACCUGGCAGACUUGCUCCCUAAAAUCCUUCUGUUCUAUCCUUUUAUGAUGUCCAGGAUUUAUCAGAUGCCCAAUGCGUGAUGUGUUUGCCUUGUCUUCAGGUGCCAGGCACCCUCCAGCUAUUCUGGGCACAAGACAAACAGCAUGAUUACAUAGAUGAGUGGAUAUCCACACGGUUGCCAUGACAAUGAGGCUUCAGCUCUAGUGGCUACAUAAAACAAUGUUUACUGCAGUGCCAGUUGCAAUAUAGCAGUACUGUUUGAAUGAUGGCAGGUGAGAUGAAGGAGAUGAUAAGAUGACUUGUAAUGAGUCAGAAUACCAAUCAUUACAAUGAUGUUUAAUACCUUUAUAGGUCAUUUGUGAUGAAUCCUGUUUACAUUUUCUUCCUAAUAAGGUUGAUUAAAUUUCAAAUGUAAUGAUGGUUUAUAGAUCACGAAUAAUAAAGAAAAGGUGCAGCAGACAACUUAUUAACAUUUUUAACUGCAGACUAUUUUAUUGUUUUAAUAUUAUUUUUCAGCUUUAUUUGAUGGUACAGCUUAGUCAGUGAGCUACCGGGGCACUUAAACCCUUUUUAUUAAUGACUUAUUAACAUUUACAACUGUAGACUUGAUGGGUUUUUUAGACCAUCACCAAAUACAAUGGAUAACCACCAACCAAUUCAAGCACUGGUAAAUUAUUUAUUAAUCAUUAUAAGGCCACUACUUAUAAGUUAUACAUAAAUCAUUAAGGAUGACUGAGGAAACUUUGAAAAGAUUUCUUCCAAAAUCUAUUUAAUUUCAGUGAUGCUUUCCUGGUUAAAUAAAUAACUCAGACACAUAAAUAAAUACAUAAGUCCACAGUUAAAUAAGACGUGUAAAACAAAUGUAUACCUUUCUUGUCCAGGUGCUGUAGAAAUCUGUACUCCAGAUGCCAAGUUCAAUGACUUGCAAUACUGCUUUUAAGCUUUUCUGUCUUUUUACAUUGGGAAUUUGGAUUCUUCUGUUCCUUUCUAGUGUAAUAAAAUAUCAAAUUAAAGGGAGUGAUUAACAACAUUAAAAUGUUGAGAGGCAGAAAUCAUCAUAAGCUACCCAAGGUAUCGAUUUUGUGUCCUUCUUUUCUCAUUCCCCACUGCUCUGUUCUGCAUUAGUACACAGCUCAGGCACUCUCUCUCUAUGAGCUACCUGAAAUGCUGUCAGGAGGUCUUGCCUGUAAGUUUUUGGACAUUUUUGAGAAGCUAAAAGAAGACUGGUUGUGUCUCCCUAGAGGCAGAAUAGAGGGAUAAACCACGAGCUGAGAAGUGUAACACACAGCAUGCAGCUAAGGGGAAGCUUCCACUCCCAGUGUCCUGCUGUUUUCUUCCUUCUUCUUUUACAUACACAAAUACACACAUACACACAAGCACAAUGUAUCCCAGGACUGACGUGGGUCUCUAGGUACCUGACAGCUCCUCAGAGAGAACCAUUAAGCAUUUCCUUUCCUUGACUCUUAUUUAUACUUUAUCCGUGUGUGUGUGUGUGUGUGUGUGUGUGUGUGUGUGUGUGUUUUGUUCACAUCCCCACACAACUGCUUAAAGAAAUGAAAGUGAAUUGAAAUAAACCCUGCUGAGGGCACACUGGGCUCUGAAACGGGUCCAAAACUUAACUUGGGCAACACAAAGCUUAGAGGAUUGAAAGAUAAAAGCCACAAAGACCAACUGCAGUUCACUGGAUCAGUCGAAUCAAUAUCUUGCUUGAGUGAGUGGAAUUGUUUUUAUUUCCAUGGUACGAUGCAUUUUUAUUAUUUUGUUAUGCAAUGUGUCCAGAGAAAAUUUGUAUUUUUUUCUUUGUAAAGUGGAAAUGUUCAAAAAUAACUGAUUAUGUUCAUUAAUGUAGAGAACUAUAUUAUGCAGUAUGUAAAUUAUAUGAGCUUAUCCAAUGAUUAAAGAUAUUUUAAAUGUU